GGUUUGAUGCCCGUCCGUGGCCGUGCGUCGCUCCGGUGGAAUGAGAAGCUGCUGCAACCAUGAUGGAAGGACUGAAGAAGCGAACCCGAAAGGCAUUCGGGUUACGCAAGAAAGAGAAGGACACUGACUCCACGGGAUCACCAGAUAAAGACAAAUCAAAAAAAGCCAACGGUGCUCCGAACGGGUUCUACGGCGAGAUAGACUGGGAUCGAUAUAAUUCCCCUGAUGUGGACGAUGAGGGCUACAGCAUCAGACCCGGAGAACAAGGAGGAACGCCAGCCAAAGCUAAAACGUUCUUCUCAUCCAGCGAGUCAGAGGGUGAGGAUGAGCCAGGGAAGAAGUUUAAGAUCAAGAUCAAGCCCUUGACACCAAAUAACGGCACUGUGUCCACAGUGGAUGAGCUGAAAGCCUCCGUGGGCACACUGGCCAUCUCGACCUCGCCUUUGUGUCCGCUGAAACGAACUAUCUCAAGUGAGGAGAUUGCCAGGCCGAGACGUUCCACUCCAACGCCAACCCUAACGCCGGGGCCUGGGCCUGACACACCAAGUAAAAGGUUAUCAGACAAUGCUUCAGCUUUUUUCGGCCCACCGUUUGAGGCAAGCUUUGAAGCACAGAACUUGGAAGUUUUCAUAGCGGAGCCGGAGCUGUGGUGUCCAUCAACGCCGCGCAACACCUCCCCGCUGAACAGACGCUUCCCCACAGGAGCUCCACCUCCUCUUCCUCCGAAGAACAUUCCUGCCACUCCACCCAGCUACAGAUCCAGCUCUCUGGAAUCGUCAGGUUAUUACAGUGUUGUUCCAAGUGUAAGAGGAGAAGGAUCAUCUUCUAUCUAUCGGAACAUUCUACUAUCAGACCCUACAGGGGGACCUGCUGUUCUUGACAUGGACAACAUACUAGCCCCAUUGGAUACCCCUAAUUCUGAGUCCAACUGGGUCAGUUUCACUGAUGGGACAAUCUCCAGGCCUCCACCCCCUGAUGAGCCUGCCCCUUCCCCACCUCUCUCAUCCUCUUCUGAAGACACACCCCCUACUUCACCUCCAGCCUCGUCACCUCCUCCUCUGCACCCUAUCCCUCCACCUGAAUCUCCUCCUCCCCCACCCCCAGAUUGCCCCCCAGACUCCCUAUCUCCUGAUGAUCUGGCCCAGCCCCAACAUUCCACAUUCCACCUCCAAGAGUCUGGCUUUUCCAUGACUACUCCUCUCAAUCUACCUAGCCCUGGCAUGCCCCCUCUGCCCACUGUGCCACCCUCUCUAGGGCCACGAGAUAACACCAGAAGAACACCAGACUCUUUUGGACUAAGAGAGGAAAUCCUCUCACUUUCCACCUCACCCAAGGACAUCGGGAUGGGGGGCUUGCGUGGCACACCACCUCCACUGCCCCCUCUCACCUACAGGAGUGUGGUGGUCUCACCAGGGCCUGGUAGCCGGCCUUCAUCACCUGCACGUCCUGGAACUCCUUUAUCAGCAGGUAGCCCAAUACCACCACUCCCACCUCGGCCAUCUUCACGGCCCAAACUUCCCCCUGGCAAACCAAACGUGACAGACUUGGCUUGGCCCUUCAGCGCUCCUGUCCACUCAUGGAGUCCUCCUCCUUUUGCUCCCCUUGCCCGAGCAGAGAGCAGCUCCUCCAUUUCUUCCAUUACUUCCCUCAGUGCCGCCUCCACACCAACACUUGGCAGAGAGUUCAACCUCUCUGUCUCAGCCUGUUCCCGAGGACCAAGUCCACUUACCAUGGGCCCCCAGGACACUUUACCGGUGGCAGCAGCCUUCACAGAGACCAUCAGCGCCUACUUCAAAGGAGCUGACCCCAGCAAGUGUGUGGUGAAGAUAACUGGAGAGAUGGUUCUGUCCUUCCCAGCAGGUAUCACGAGACAUUUCUCAAAUCAGCCGAGUCCUCCAGUACUGACCUUCACCAUCAGCCAUUACAGCCGUCUGGAGCAGGUCCUCCCCAACCCUCAGCUGCUCUGCUGUGACCCGAAUCCUGCCAUUUCUGACUGUAAAGAGUUUCGGGUGAACAUGUCCAACCUGCUGGCUCAUCUCAAGAAGGUAGCGGACCAGCGGCCUCAGGCCACCUACUACAACGUGGACAUGCUGAAGUACCAGGUGUCAGCACGGGGCAUCCAGUCGACUCCGUUGAACUUGGCACUUAGUUGGCGCGGCGAUGCUUACAGUACUGACCUCAGGAUAGACUACAAAUUCAAUGCAGAGGCUAUGCCCAACCCCACACCCCUCACCAACAUCCACUUCCUCGUGCCGGUGGACGGUGGUGUUACCAAACUCCAGGCCAUGCUGCCUCCCGCCACAUGGAACUCAGAAACCCAGAAGAUACUGUGGAAAAUCUCUGAACUCUCGCAGAAAUCAGAAAACGGAGGAGUGGGGGCGUUGUUGUGUCGUUUCCAGCUGGCCGAAGGUCCCGGUAAACCGUCCCAACUGGCUGUGCAGUUCACUAGUGAGGGAAGCACGCUGUCCGGCUGCGACUUCCAGCUGCUGGGAAGCGGGUACAGACUGUCCCUGGUUAAGAAGCGCUUCUCAACAGGUAAAUAUUUGGCAGAUAACUGACAUCACAUCAGUUAACGACGACGACUCGUGGAACAGACAGAGCGACAACGUCUUCAGAUUCACCACUGAAGAGACUUAACAAUGUUUUUAACGUUCAAAGGAAUUCUUAACUUGGAAUUUCACAAUUUGUGUCUCUACGGCGUAGAAUUGUGUGUGUGUGUGUGUGUGUAAAGGCAAUUUCAGGACAAAUGCAAUACAGCAAUGUUCUUUGCUGGGUUUAUGCACGAAGGCAGAGUUUCUUCUCAGAGCUUGAUCGUGUGUGUGUGUGUGUGAAUUGAUAUCCUGGGCAUGUGCCGAUAAUCAGGUAUUUAAAAUAUUCCGAUAUUCACCAUGAACAAUUCUUAGCGAGGGUGCUUUUUUUAUUUUAUUUUUUUUAAGUCACAAUA
Messenger RNA from Neoarius graeffei (lesser salmon catfish), 2944 nucleotides. It is a transcript of the gene sgip1b, whose product is annotated as SH3GL interacting endocytic adaptor 1b. Gene Ontology annotation, molecular function: phospholipid binding. The record is from RefSeq and is a predicted model, not a curated record. Lineage: Eukaryota; Metazoa; Chordata; Actinopteri; Siluriformes; Ariidae. The transcript is spliced from 21 exons. Gene Ontology annotation, cellular component: cytoplasm; endosome; plasma membrane. The coding region runs from base 60 to 2558 and encodes 832 amino acids. Gene Ontology annotation, biological process: cytoskeleton organization; regulation of endocytosis; plasma membrane tubulation.